This is a messenger RNA of Camellia sinensis, 363 nucleotides long. Lineage: Eukaryota; Viridiplantae; Streptophyta; Magnoliopsida; Ericales; Theaceae. The record is from RefSeq and is a predicted model, not a curated record.
UCACAUGCCAUCUUCACCAUCACAUUAGAGCAAAUGCGGAAGUUCAAUCCAGCUUUUCCUAGUGAUAGCAAUCUUAACGACAGUAUGAGUGAAGAAUAUCUAUGUGCCAAAUUGCAUUUAGUGGAUCUUGCAGGAUCUGAGCGAGCCAAAAGAACUGGUUCUGAUGGUCUGCGUUUUAAGGAAGGAGUUCACAUCAACAAGGGCCUUCUAGCGCUCGGUAAUGUUAUCAGUGCACUUGGUGAUGAAAAGAAGCGGAAGGAAGGUGUCCAUGUUCCAUAUCGAGACAGUAAACUUACUUGGCUUUUGCAGGUUCCACACACUUUCUCCUUAAUGAUUUCAUUAUUUUAAUUUUCUUUCUGACUU